Messenger RNA from Corylus avellana, 637 nucleotides. It is a transcript of the gene JAZ8, whose product is annotated as jasmonate-zim-domain protein 8. Gene Ontology annotation, cellular component: nucleus. Gene Ontology annotation, biological process: regulation of defense response; regulation of jasmonic acid mediated signaling pathway; response to wounding. The record is from RefSeq and is a predicted model, not a curated record. Lineage: Eukaryota; Viridiplantae; Streptophyta; Magnoliopsida; Fagales; Betulaceae.
CCAAACAGCAAGAGCUUUGACAGACACCCAAGUAUCACCAACAUGAGGAGGAACUGCAACCUGGAACUUCGCCUUUUUCCCUACUCCGAUUCCGACCACCACCCCAAGGUGGAAGAGACAAGUGGAAGCCCACAACAGAAACACCAGGAGCAACUGCAACAGCAACAGCUGACAAUCUUUUACAAUGGCAAGAUUUGUGUUUCUGAUGUUACAGAAUUUCAGGCCAAAACCAUUCUAUUUCUUGCUGCUAGAGAAAUGGAGGAAAGGCUGAGGACUCCGACAGGGUCGUCGGAGCCGUGUUCGCCAGCGCUGAAAUCUCCGGCAUACAGCCCUACAUCUGGUCUUUACAUGAAGAAAUCGCUACAAAGUUUUCUCCAGAAGAGGAAGCAUCGGAUCCAAGCAACAUCACCAUACAAUCAUUAGGUAGCUAGCUAGCUAUUAAGCUAUAUAUAGGCAAGUAGAAUAUAUAUAUGGAUCUAAUUACAUUCAAUGGUUUAAUGUGCUGGAGAGAAGGGGAAAAAAAAUGAUGUUGUAGAGUUUCCUACAAAUCAUUUUUUUUUUUUUUUUUUUUGUGUCAAAGUUAUGGAGAUUUGAGACUUGUAAAUUAUUCGUUUAUUGAAGCUUUUUAAAUGGAAUA